AUUGCAUGUAGGAGUGUACGACAGGACAAAUUCGCGUUUUUUUUUUAAUUUAUUUUUAUAUUUAAGCGUUUAAAAGACACCGAGUUUUUUGCUAAAUCGGGCGUUAUUAUUGUCUUAAGUGAGCCUCCCCGUUAAAAUGCGGAGGGACAGUUAGUUGGACAUGUUAAGGAACGCAGGCAGGGGCGGGGGUGACGAAGAACAGUCGCCGCUCCGUCCGUGUUGAGAAAACCAGCAGUUAGAGCCCGGAACUCGAGCUGUUAAAAGCCGAGCUAAUGUUAGCUAGCUUUUUGUUGACAGCGUGCUUCCUGUCAGUGUAGCUAGACUUCUACCGACGCGGCGACGGUUAUUUCCAACUCAUUUAUUUAUUUAUUUCUGGAUUUUCAAGUGACACUCGCUUCCCUCGCUUAUUAUUGGGCCGUAAAUCGUCGGGAGUUUUUCGCGGCACUUUCAACCACUUGUAGCUCCGGAUGAUGGCAUCGAAAGGGGGGUUCACGGGUCCUCCGAUGAAUCCGAACUUGAACCCCAUGAAUGUCGGACACCCCACGGGGAUGAGAAUGCCCGGAAUGCUGCAGCCCCCAACGGGUUAUCCCCGAAGUAUUCCCCAGUUUGCCCAGCGCCCUGGAAUCCCACCCAGCAGGAUGGGGGGUCCUAUGGGGGUAAUGGGGAGUCAGAUGCCCGGUCCCUCUUACGGUGGGGGUAACCUUCCCAUGCGGCCAGGCAUGGACGCGUCAAGAAAGCGUUUUCUCCACCACCAGCAGCAGCAGCAAGAGGCGCUCGGAAGCCUCAGACGAGGAGCCAAAAGACGCAAAAUGGCCGACAAGGUUUUGCCACAGAGGAUCCGAGACCUCGUCCCCGAGUCCCAGGCUUACAUGGACCUCCUGGCUUUUGAAAGGAAACUGGAUCAAACCAUCGCUCGCAAGCGCAUGGAGAUUCAGGAGGCCAUCAAGAAGCCCAUUAUGCAAAAGCGCAAGCUGAGGAUCUACAUUUCCAACACUUUCACUCCAAGCAAGCCCGAGGGCGAGGAGUCGGAGAAGGUGUCCUCCUGGGAGCUGAGAGUGGAAGGCAAACUCCUGGAGGAACCCGGCAAGCAGAAGAGGAAGUUCUCAUCUUUCUUCAAAAGCCUGGUGAUCGAGCUGGACAAGGAGCUCUACGGGCCGGACAAUCACUUAGUGGAGUGGCACAGAAUGCCCACCACCCAGGAGACGGAUGGUUUCCAGGUCAAAAGGCCCGGCGACGUCAACGUUAAAUGCACUCUUCUGCUCAUGCUUGACCAUCAGCCCCCCCAGUACAAGCUGGACCCCCGUCUGGCCCGUCUGCUGGGCGUGCACACGCAGACUCGGGCCAGCAUCAUGCAAGCCCUGUGGCUUUACAUCAAGAACAACAAGCUGCAGGACUGCCACGAGAAGGAGUUCAUCAACUGCAACCGCUACUUCAGACAGAUCUUUAACUGUCCACGCAUGAGGUUCUCUGAGAUUCCCAUGAAGCUGGCGGGCCUGCUGCAGCACCCUGACCCCAUCGUCAUCAAUCACAUCAUCAGUGUGGACCCCACAGACCAGAAGAAAACCGCUUGCUAUGACAUCGACGUGGAGGUGGACGACCCUCUGAAAACCCAGAUGAACAGCUUCCUGUCCUCCGCCAACAGCCAGCAGGAAAUCGCCACUCUAGAAAUGAAGAUUCAUGAAACAAUCGAGUAUAUUAACCAACUCAAGACUGAGAGAGACUUCAUGCUGAGCUUCAGCAACAGUCCUCAGGAGUUCAUUCAGGACUGGCUGAAGUCUCAGUGCAGAGAUCUGAAGCUGAUGACAGAUGUGACCGGAAACCCGGAGGAGGAGAGGAGGGCUGAGUUCUACGAGGCUCCCUGGAUGCCAGAGGCAGUGGGUAGAUACGUCUACUCCAAAGUGCAGCAGCGAAGACAAGAGUUGGAGCAGGUGUUGGGAAUCCGACUCACCUGAAGACGCCUUCCAGACGACCAGAUUUCAGCCUCACGUCUCAUCGGAAACGGAUGUAUGCAGCAGUCCGCCUUAAAAUAUUGAUAAUCCCGGCUCUAUGUCUUUAAGUAAACAUAGAUUCUGCGAGCCAUGAUCCCAGGUUUCCCGCAGACCGCCUUUGACCUUUCAUUUUUUUCUGUUUUUUGCCUGUUCUGUCCACAUGUUAUUGAGUCGUACACUGUCUAUCUAGCCUUAUUUUUUUCUUCAGUGUCUUAAAGCUUGUGCAAUGAUCACUUCUCCUCCUCUCUAUUAAAGUCCUUUCUGUCGAUGCUCAUGUGCUCACGUUGAGCCUGCAGCAGAUUUCUUUGUUGCUUCAGCUAAGGGUCACAGUCCUUUCAAUCCCCAGACCGCUCUUCUCCAAUUUCAGCCUCAUUUAUCUUGUUGUCUUGUAAAGUAGGGUGUUAUCAAAGGGAAAAUCUUCAGAACAAACAUCAUAUCUGAAAUAAAAUGAACCCCGGCGGCACUUUUCCAGUUUUUCCGUCUCCCUUUUGUCUAUUUAAACGUAGGUGGGGACCUUCCUCGGUGCAGGAAGCAUCUGUUUGCUCUUCAUCGCCACACUGAGCCGGUUGAAGUAAUGUCUGCCUUGUAAUGUAAAAACCUUUUUUUUAAUGGUACACAAAUGUUUAAGCACUGGUUCUUGCCAUCCUGUGGUCCUUCACGGGUGUUUUUUUUUUUUUUUUUACUUUCUAAAAGCCAUAAUUAUUCAAUGCACCUGUAUUUGAAUAUUUAGCCAUACUUUAAAUACACUUGCUUCAGAAAUGUCUUUUGUUUAAAAAAAAAAUGUUCAAAAAUAUUUUUAUGCAAAUAAUAAUUCUGCAAUAUUUGUCUUUAUGUGUGUUGGGGCUGGGUUUGUUAUAAAAAUCAAACCUUUUCUGUGUCGGGCCAAGAUUGUCCAACAAAAAAUAGGUAUAUUUUAUAAUGGACAACUCUUUGUUUUUGUAUUUUCUGAAAGUUUACAUUCUGUUAUUGAUUUUUGGUGUGAAUGAUUUUAAUUACAAAAAUCAUAAACUAUGUCUAGUGUUGUAAAUUGAAGCCUCAGAUCUUUGACUGGUGUUGACGGUAAAAUAGGAAUUCAGCUUUAUGUGGUGGUCAUCAAACAAACUGUUGUGGAAAUUCUCUUCCUAAAACUAAAAAUUCUAAAAAUUCCAUGCUCAUAUGCCAAAUGUGCUUUGUGAAAUGACACAGCACAACUGUUGUGCAGAUAUUUUUUUUUGUACAGCUUCUGUGUUUAAUGUUUGCAUUUUUUUUCAGCUGAAAGUCUUUUAUACAUUUGACGUAUUUUUUACAAUAAAUUACUUACAAAUGCU
Molecule: messenger RNA, 3295 nt
Organism: Oryzias latipes (Japanese medaka)
Lineage: Eukaryota; Metazoa; Chordata; Actinopteri; Beloniformes; Adrianichthyidae
Gene: smarcd2
Product: SWI/SNF related BAF chromatin remodeling complex subunit D2
Source: RefSeq, a predicted model, not a curated record